AUGUCUUCUUCCUCAUCGAAACCCCAAUGGACCUACGACGUCUUCAUCAACUUCAGAGGAGGAGACACUCGCAGGGACUUCGUCUCCCAUCUCUACUACGCCCUAUCUAACGCCGGCGUCAACACUUUCUUCGAUGAGGAGAAUCUGCUCAAGGGAACGCCGCUAGAGGAGCUUACGCGAGCAAUCGAAGGCUCUCAGAUCGCGAUCGUUGUUUUUUCCGAAACUUACUCCGAGUCCACCUGGUGCCUCACAGAGCUUGAGAAAAUCAUCGAUUGCCACGAAUCCUACGGCCAAAUCGUCGUGCCCAUAUUCUACGGCGUCGAAGCGUCCGUCCUACGCAAUCCGAGGGGUCGUUUUGGAAAAGCUUUGGAAGUUGCCGCGCAGAAGAAAUUUUCCGCUGAUUACAGGGAGUAUGGGUUGUCGAGGUGGAAAAACGCGCUCAACAAAGCUUCAAAUUUAUCUGGUUGGGACCUGAAGAAUCACAGGAAUACGGCUAAACUAGUGAAAGACAUUGUUGAGGACAUACUGACAAAACUAGACUACGCACUCUUGUCUAUAACUGAAUUUCCUGUUGGAGUGGAAUCCCGUGUGCAACAAGUGAUUGAAAUUAUAGAAAAUCAAUCUGCCAAGGUCUAUAUCAUAGGAAUAUGGGGAAUGGGAGGAUCUGGCAAAACUACCAUUGCCAAAGCCAUCUACAAUCAAAUUCAUCAUAGAGCCUAUGUUACAGAGAUACUAAAUGGUUGUGGGCUACAUGCUGAUAUUGGAAUAACAGUUCUAAUAGAGCGUAGUCUCUUAAAAGUUGAAAAGAACAACAAACUCGGAAUGCACCAAUUGCUUCGGGACAUGGGGAGGGAGAUAAUUUGUGAGAGUUCAAGAAAGGAACCUGGGAAGCGAAGUCGAUUGUGGUUUCAUGAGGAUGUAAUUGAUGUAUUGACAAAUAAUAGUGGAACAGAAACUAUUGAGGGAUUGACUAUGAAAUUGCAUUUCACCGGCAAAGAUUGCUUUAAAGCUUAUGCUUUUGAUGAAAUGAAGAGAUUGAAACUGUUGCAACUUGAUCAUGUACAACUAACUGGAAAUUUUGGUUAUCUUUCUAAGCAACUGAGAUGGAUCUGUUGGCAAGGGUUUCCUUCAAAAUACAUACCUAAAAAAUUUUAUAUGGAAGGUGCAAUUGUGAUUGAUUUAAAACAUAGUAAUCUUCAGGUUUUCUGGAAAGAACCUCAGGUUUUGGGGAGGCUAAAAAUCCUCAAUCUUAGUCAUUCCAAGUACUUGACUGUAACCCCUGACUUUUCAAAACUACCAAAUCUUGAAAAGCUCGUUCUCAAAGAUUGCCCACGAUUGUGCAAGGUACACAAGUCCAUUGGAGACCUCUGCAAUCUUCUUCUGAUAAAUUUGAAGGACUGCAAAAGUCUUAGCAAUCUGCCAAGGGGAGCUUAUAAGUUGAAAUCUGUAAAAACACUCAUCCUUUCGGGUUGUUCAAAGAUAGACAAAUUAGAAGAAGAUGUAGUGCAGAUGGAAUCCUUGACCACUCUAAUUGCUGAAAAUACUGCUAUGAAACAAGUGCCCUUUUCAAUAGUAAAGUCAAAAAGCAUUGGUUAUAUAUCCCUAUGUGGAUAUGAAGGAUUUUCACGUAAUGUUUUUCCUUCUAUCAUUCGGUCUUGGAUGUCACCAACAAUGAAUCCGCUAUCUUAUAUUCAGCCAUUUUGUAGCACAUCGUCAUAUCUAGUUUCCAUGGAUAUGCAAAGUUAUAAUUUGGGUGAUCUUGCACCAAUGCUUAGCAGCCUUUCAAAUCUACGAAGUGUUUUGGUGCAAUGUGACACAGAGUCUCAAGUUUCUAAACAAGUAAGAAGAAUUCUUGAUGACAAUUAUGGUGUAAAUUUUACACCAUUUGAAACGACAUCACAAACGUCAAAUCAUUACUUUAAGUCUUAUUUGAUUGGGAUUGGAAGUUAUCAAGAAGUCUUCAGUAUUCUCAGUGAUAGCAUAUCCGAGGGAUUGGCAACUAGUGAGUAUUGUGAUGCUUUUCUCCCAGGUGCCAAUGAUCCUUUUUGGUUGGCCCAUACGAGUGAGGGACAUUCAGUGUAUUUCUCUGUGCCUGACAAUUGUCGCAUGAAGGGAAUGACUUUAUGUGUAGUUUAUUUAUCAACCCCUGAAAGCACAGUAACUGAAUAUCUCAUUAGUGUUUUAAUGGUUAAUUACACAAGGUGCACCAUCCAGAUAUUCAAGCGAGAGACAGUAUUUUCCUUUAAUGAUGAAGAUUGGCAGGCCAUAGUAUCAAAUUCAGGCCCUGGAGACAAGUUGGAGAUUUUUGUGAAUUUUGCGCAUGGAUUGGUGGUCAAGAAGACAGCUAUCUAUCUAAUGUGUGAUGAAUCAAUUGACAAGGAAAACAACCCGUCACCUGAGCCAAAGAAAGAACCAAAGAAAAAUGUCUUUAAAAGAUUCAUCAAGAAAGUUGUAAUGUAA
Messenger RNA from Sphenostylis stenocarpa, 2460 nucleotides. The record is from the annotation of a GenBank genome assembly. NCBI's taxonomy places the organism in Eukaryota, Viridiplantae, Streptophyta, Magnoliopsida, Fabales, Fabaceae.